CUGCGCGGGGCGUCGCCUUCAGCAAAGAUGGCCCCCGCCGAGCGGCUUCCUUAACAGUCCGGGUUCCGGUCGCGGUUUCCCCGCCGAGAUACGCGCUUGCAGACGGUGAAAUGGAGGCCAGAGACAAGCAGGUGCUUCGUUCACUGCGCCUGGCGCUGGGUGCCGAGGUCUUGGUUGAGGGGCUGGUUCUUCAGUACCUUUACCAGGAAGGGAUCUUGACUGAAAACCAUGUUCAAGAAAUCAAAGCUCAAACCACAGGCCUCCGGAAAACCAUGCUGCUGCUUGAUAUCCUGCCUUCUCGGGGUCCUAAGGCCUUUGAUACAUUCCUGGAAUCUCUGCAGGAGUUUCCCUGGGUCAGGGAGAAGCUGGAGAAGGCAAGAGGAGAAGCUGUCACUGCGCCUCCUGCAGACGAAGGAAGACCUGGAAUCCCCCCGCACAUCCUCAACAGCUCGCCGUCGGACCGGCAGAUUAACCAGCUGGCUCAGAAGUUGGGCCCUGAGUGGGAGCCCAUGGUGCUGUCACUGGGGCUGUCGCAGACUGACAUCUACCGCUGUAAGGCCAACCACCCCCACAACGUGCAGUCGCAGAUCGUGGAGGCUUUCGUCCGGUGGAGGCAGCGCUUUGGGAAGGAGGCCACCUUCCAGAGCCUGCACCAGGGCCUCGUGGCCGUGGAGGGGGACCCCUCACUGCUGCAGCACAUGGUGGAAUGACCCUGCCUCCAACAAGCCCCAUGAAUGGAGUCCCUGUGUCACCUGACUGGCACUUAGGGCGGGUGCUCUCCUCUCUUCAGUUGAUUUCCUUUCGUAAUGAUCUUGAGAGAGAGGGACAGCAGAGCUUCCCCUGGAUAAGACUCAGAAGGCCAGGAUUACACAGUAACCUCCUACCGUGGCUGGAUUAUCCAUUGUUUUUAAUUGCUUGAAGAUUGUAUUGCUGUAAUUGUGUAGUUUUUAUUUGUGCCAUUGCCAUUAAUAGACUGGUAAAUGACAGUGGCAUUAAAAAGUGAUAUCACUUUACAUUCAGAUGUCUUCUGUAUAAAACACCCACUUUUGAGUUUCUUGGGAACUGAACUGUGGACUUUGCUAAAAUUAAUGCUGACGAUAAUAAAAAGUAAAUUACUGCAUGUAA
Molecule: messenger RNA, 1125 nt
Organism: Echinops telfairi (small Madagascar hedgehog)
Lineage: Eukaryota; Metazoa; Chordata; Mammalia; Afrosoricida; Tenrecidae
Gene: CRADD
Product: CASP2 and RIPK1 domain containing adaptor with death domain
Exons: 3
Coding region: 111-710 (199 amino acids)
Biological process (GO): regulation of apoptotic process; signal transduction
Molecular function (GO): protease binding; death domain binding
Source: RefSeq, a predicted model, not a curated record